AUGACUGCGACGAAGCGGUUUCGUUUGCACCGCAAGUCUCCGGCACCUCAUGGGCCCUUGGUGCAGUGGUCCCCCAUCAAGAAGCACUUCGGUGCAGUGGUGUGUAAUCUCAGAACGGAGGACCUCCGCUGCCCCCUUCGGCGCAGUGCACUCGCACGGCUCCUGGCGGCACGCGGCGGUCUCCUGGCACUCCGGGGUCUUCGUGGGCUUCAGGCGCAGGAGCUCGUGGAGCUGACGAGCGCCUUUGGAGCUUGCGAGCCGCAGCUCGCCGCGCAGCGCAGCCAAGCUCUGGUUCCCGGCACCCACAACGGGGCCGUGAUGAGGAUCGGCAACAGUCGCGACCCCAACACGGGCGAGCUCAAUGCGUCAUUCACAAUCAGCGCGCAGCUUCCGAGGAAUGAUGACAGCCUGCAGGUUUGUCAGUACAGCCCGGCAUCACAACAGCCCCGUUGGCAUACCGACGCCACAUUUCGAUGUCGCCCACCAACAGGAUCUCUGUUGUACAGCAUCGAGGUGCCUCCUAGCGGCGGAGACACGUGCUUUGCAGAUGCUGCGACCGCCUUCGAAAGGCUACCACUGGAAGCCAGAAGCAGGUUGGAGAGCCUGGAGGCCGUUUGCAGCCAGGCGCACCACGAUGCCCUCCACAAUGCCAGGAAGCCCGGUACCUAUGCGACCAUGGAGGAGGAGCAGAGGCGGCAGACCCCGCUGAUGGCUGUGCCGCUGGUGAUGACACACCCGGUCACCGGGCGGAAGUCGCUGUACGGAGCCAACAGCAGCGUGUUCCAUGUGCAGCGACGAGGUGCCGAUGGGCCUUCCGCAUCUCUGCUGGAGAGGGCAGAGGGUGCGGAGGCAUACGAGGACCCUUCUGUUGAUGAGCUCCGGAAGUGGUUACCCCAUGCCACAGGACCCGAGUUUGUGGUGAGAUGGCGCUGGCAACCCGGAGACCUGGUGAUUUGGGACAACCGCAGCACGAUGCACUGCGCGACAGGCUUUGAUCAUGAGCAUUACACCCGACAGCUGUGGCGAACGACAUUUCACGACAUGUCUUGGGACCCGCCAGUGAGGCGGCUUGCUCGAGACCCUGCAAGCUGA
Molecule: messenger RNA, 1092 nt
Organism: Symbiodinium necroappetens
Lineage: Eukaryota; Dinophyceae; Suessiales; Symbiodiniaceae
Source: the annotation of a GenBank genome assembly